AUGCAACCCUUCUCCCACGGCCCGCCGAACCCGUUGUUCGACGCGACCAUGGACCUAGACCAACAGAACGACCUAAGCUCGUUCACAGCCGGGCAUAGCUGGUCGCGUUUUACCUCGGAGGAGCCACCGCCACCACCAUGCUUUCUACACAGGCUGCCGAUCGAAAUUCUCACCAAGGUCUGCGAAGAAUUGGCUGACGAUAGAAGCAGCCUUGCCCGACUAGGCCGGACCAAUCGGGUCCUCAACUUCAUCGCACUUCCAAUGCUGUACACCCACUUGAGGGACGGUCAGCCCCAGCCUCGGAGGGACCUCGCGCUGGCAGCCACCCUCUUGGCAUACCCGAAGCUUCGCACGGCCAUCAGGUCCAUCGAGUUCGCAGCCUCGUACGAGGGCCCACAGGCGGCCCCCUACAGCCAGGAGAUCAUCUGGGACUUCCAUCGCGUGAUCCAGCGCCUCUUUGGUAUGGUCACCUUCCAGGGGAACAGCGUUUCCGCGCCUGUCAAGACCAUGGCAAUAGUCUGCCUCAUCCCCAACCUCACCACGCUCGAGAUCACCAUGGCACGCAGGUGGGGGAACACCAACUUCCUCUUACACAAGGUCGACAACCGGGUCACCGGCCCCAAGCCCACAUGCAUCCUUCCCAGCCUCCAGAACCUGAUCGUUCGUUUCCCCGUGACCGAGGGGACCGGAUGGGCCGACGGCAUCAACCUCCACAGCCUGAACGGUUUGUUCUAUUGCGCCAAAAACUUACAGUCGAUUACCAUCGAGAGACCACGAGGAGGGACCUCGCUUACCGGCCGCCGCCCCAACGUCACCUGCCUGCGCCUGAUCCACUCUUUCCUCUGCUAUCGCGGCCUGCGGCAUGUGGUCCGGAAAUGCGGCGACCUGACGCACUUCGAAUUCACCAACUAUCCCCACGGCUGGCCAGAGACCUACUUGCCGGCUUCACCCGCCCAAAUUGUCGAAUGUCUCCUCCCGUACAGCGGGACCUUGGAGAAGCUCCACCUCGCGCCAUGGCUUGCCGACCCAUCGCAGCUUCAAGGGAGACCGUAUGAGUUACUCGUACGGUUGCCCAAUUUUGUCGCGCUCAAGCAAGUGGCCAUCGACCACCGGGCCCUCGCCAACCAGAUCGACCACAGGGCGCUGUGCCGGUUGCUGUGGGACUGCCCCCUCCUUGAGGGGUUAUCUAUCAUGGGGUUGGACGGGUUCCCGACGGAGGAGUUCGGGACCUUUACCUACGCCAUGAUCAAGUUGUUCAAGUGGCCGCGCCUCACCAAAAUCAGGCUCGAGAUCGCACGCUGGUGCGCGUUCCCCGCGCGUGCCAACACAGAAUUGCACCGGCACCUGUGGGGCGACUUCAACGUGGUGCGGAUGCGCCGCGCCGGCGUCGAGGUGGUGGGCGUUCCGGCGCUGGAGGAGCGGGGGCCUUUUGCGGACAUGGAUGGAUAG
Chaetomium globosum CBS 148.51 is the source of this 1449-nucleotide messenger RNA. RefSeq lists its product as uncharacterized. The record is from RefSeq and is a predicted model, not a curated record. Bases 1 to 1449 code for a protein of 482 amino acids. Lineage: Eukaryota; Fungi; Ascomycota; Sordariomycetes; Sordariales; Chaetomiaceae. The transcript is spliced from 2 exons.